AUGGCUCCUAGUCAAGAGGUGGAUGCUGAGGUGCCCGUCGCUGGCAAUGAGGGAGAUAAUGCUACUGCUGCUGCUGACAUUGAUCUCAACCCUGAGGACUUCAUGGUUGACAUGGAGAUCAAUGGAAGUGAAGCUGAUCUUGAGGCUGAUGCUGACAAUGAGGAUGAGGCUGGCUCUGCUGAGGGUGUUUCUAAUGAGACUGAGGACAUUGCUGUGAAGCUUCAGACUCAAAUUACGGAGCUGAAUAUUCUCAUUGGAGAGCAGCACUGCCGCAUCCAGAACUUGGAGGCUGAUUCUGUUAAGCUUCAGGCCUUGAUUGAGAAGCUGACCAGGGAGCUCAAGAAGCAAGAGAAACACAUCUCUGUGCUUCAGGCCCAGUACAGGGAGAUCCGGCGUGGAAACCUCUACCAGCCUGCUCCUGCAGCAGAGCGAGUUGCCAACGCCGCUAACAGCCGUGCUGCACCUGCUGAUGCACCUCCUGCUGUUCCUCCUCCUACUGGAGCACGUGCUGAGCCUCCUGCUGCAGCAGCAACUGCUUUUGGCUCCUGCCCUUCGGCCCUGCCUCGUUUUGUCCAUGGCAAGACCGGCGUUGAGACUUGGCUCUCCAUUGCGGAGGACUUUAUGUCCAUCCAAAAUGUGCGUAGCGAGGCUCGCGUGGUCGCGGCGACUCUUGCCCUGGACGACACUGCGAGCAAGUUGGUGUAUGCCAACAAGCGCCACGCAGAGGCUAAUGGCCAUCCUUUCGGCUGGGAGGAGUUCAAAGCUGCCAUGCUGGCGGCAUUCCUGAGUCAGCCCCCGGCGCUCGAGGUGCGUAGCCGCCUGGAGAACAUCCAGUGCGGUGACCAGCCUGUCCGCGAGUACGCCAAGGAGUUUGAGAAAACUCUGUCGCUGCUGAAGACUGCUCUUCCUGAGAGCGAGGUCAUCCACCAGUUCUUCAAGGGACUCCCUGAGCACAUCAAGCGUGUGCAUGUUGUGCGUGGGGAGCACCAGUGGAGGACCUACAAGGAGUGCAAGGAGCAGGUCAUUGACACGGAUGUGAAUUUCCGUGCGUACAUGACUCACGCUCGUGCUCAGCAGCAGCAGCCUAGUGCCGAAGGCCCUAGGGGGGGUGGUAACAGGACUCAGGCACACAGGGGCAGUGGCUCUUGGAAGAGGCCCUAUCAGCAGAAGGGGGAAUCCUCUGGGACUCAGUCCAAGAGGGCCCAUGCUGGGCCUGCCAAGGAUCCUCAGGAUGAGGAUAAGCCCCCGGCGGGCUGCCGCAUCUGUGGCAAGCUUGGCCACAAGUCCUAUCACUGCCGUUGGAGGAAGUCCGUCAAGAACUCCGGCAAGCCCCACCAGGGCAAGAAGCCGGAUGGUUCUGGCCCUUCGGGCUCGAAGGAUUUUCCGAAGUCCAACUAG
Closterium sp. NIES-65 is the source of this 1398-nucleotide messenger RNA. Lineage: Eukaryota; Viridiplantae; Streptophyta; Zygnematophyceae; Desmidiales; Closteriaceae. The record is from the annotation of a GenBank genome assembly.